AUGGCGGCGGGGCUCAAGGUCCCCGAGAUGGCGCUCAGGGUCUGCGUCGUCCCGCUCGCCUUGGCCUCGCUCUGGGAGAUGGCCACCAACGCGCAGGCGGACGACACCUACGGGGAGGUCAAGUUCUCCGAUCUCUCCGGAUUCAGCUAUUUGGUUGGCGUCAACGCCGUCACAGCUGCCUACGCGGUAGCCUCCAUCUUGCUUUCGUCCUUCAAGCCCCUCGCUCGCUACGGCUGGGUGAUUCUCGUCAUGGAUCAGGCGUCGGCGUACCUGCUGGUGACGUCGGCCUCGGCGGCGGCGGAGCUGCUGCAGCUGGCGCGGCGCGGCGACCGGGAGGUGUCGUGGGGCGAGGUGUGCUCCUACUUCGGCCGCUUCUGCGGGAAGGCCACGGUGUCGCUGGCGCUGCACGCCGCCGCGCUGGCCUGCUUCGUCGCGCUCUCCCUCGUCUCCGCCUUCAGGGUGUUCAGCAGCACUCCGUGCCACCCGCCGCCUGACGCUGACGCUGACGGCCAACCCAAGCACGCACAGGCACAGGAGGAGCAAGGGAGGUACCACUGA
Molecule: messenger RNA, 558 nt
Organism: Miscanthus lutarioriparius
Lineage: Eukaryota; Viridiplantae; Streptophyta; Magnoliopsida; Poales; Poaceae
Source: the annotation of a GenBank genome assembly